UCAUGAUGUGUUGGAUGAUCUAAUUUAUUCUAAUGUCUUUUUUGUAGUCCUAGCUCAGGAAGUCAUUCAGCCGCCAUGCCUGCCUGUAAUCUACACUUUGGAUUACUUUGCUUGAGAAAUGGCCUCGUUUUGAUCCCAGAGAAUUUGACUGCUUUUCUCAACGAGAAAGAUCAGAAAGAAAGUUCAGAGACCGAUGGAAACAAUUCUGAGUAAGUACCUUACUGUACAUUAAAUUGUUUCAGACACUGAAGAAAUAUUUCUUUUUUGCAACCAGGAGGAUUUGGCAAUUAUCCUGUCUCACGUUUAUCCGGCGCCACGUUUGGGCUAGCUGGAUCUCGCUAGCCUGAGAGUAUUGGCGUAUAAUGGUAAAUUUACAAUUACAACUUUGUAAAGUUACCCCCGCACAAAAACUAUCCCUCGGUUUUUAAAUACUGAUAUCACGAGCCUCUGCUUGGGACAACCACACCCUGUGAAAAUAUAUUAAAUACUAAAUUAUUUUUAUUAUUCGUUUCUUGUUUAUCCAACAGUGAAACCUUAUCUCAUUCUCAUGCAUCGACGUCUAUCCCAGCAGCACCAUCGGCCCCAGUGAAAGGCCAGGAGAUCCAGCAGUUAAAGUAAGUCAGUGGUUGUUGAUAUCCUGUCCAUUGCUACUUCAUGUUAGGAACACGUGGUUUAAUAAACUAAACUAAGGUAGCUAUGAUGACGAAACUAGAAUUUGGGUCUGCGUUUAUGUUAGCGCCUGUUUAUGUACUACACAGUACAAUUCUGGCUGUAUUCGUGUACAUUUUAUACAUUGAUAUGCUCCUUAUCGAUUUAUAGAAAUUCCAUCCUUGCUGGUAUAUCCUAUGUUUCUCUGGUGUUGGGUGACUAUGUUUUGUCAUUGGAUCAUGCACAGACGUUACUCUCUCAACCUAAACUUUGUGGGUCAAUAAGGUAUUCCUUCAAGUUCAUUCUACUUAUAUAUUUUACACUGUCUAACACGAGACAAUUGAGUGAGAGUUUAACACCCACCAGAAGGAUGCGAUAAUUUGUACACUUACUGCAGGAGCUACGCUCCAAAACCAUGCAUGUGGAGUUAGUGGAACCAGGGAUAAUAAAAUAAAUGGAUAGGAAACUAGCUGACGUGACCUAAUGUUUUCAAUGGGCUGAUGGCGUGAUUAGAUGUUGAAACCUAGUUGUAAACCAAAUUCUCAAAAACGGCAUGUUUAGCAAUAAUACAGCUAAACAUUUUAGUCAAAGAGCAAAUGAAUAUAACUACGCCAUUCUACGAUGAAAUCUCUAAGUAUUCCCAGUCAAUUUUAGCAAAUAUUUCAAGCACUAAACAGUGAAAAAGGCAUCCCAAAUCAUAGGCAGCCCACUAAACGACUGAAUUUAAAUUAAAACUACAAUGAAAUUAUAAAAUUUAACGAAAAUAAUCACAAAUUAGCGAAAUAUAUUGCAAAAUGUAGCUUAUAUUAAAUCUCCACUCGAUUGACCUAUCGGCGAAUUGACGUAUAUUAAAUUUAAUAUACGUCAGUUCGCCGAUAGGUCAAUCGAGUGGAGAUUUAAUAUAAGCUACAUUUUGCAAUAUAUUUCGCUAAUUUGUGAUUAUUUUCGUUAAAUUUUAUAAUUUCAUUGUAGUUUUAAUUUAAAUUCAGUCGUUUAGUGGGCUGCCUAUGCCCAAAUUUCGUUAAAAUUGGGGACGCCAAUUUCGUAGCUACAAAUGUAAAAAAAUACAAAACAAAGACGAAAAAAAUUUACCUUGAAUACUUUGUCGUGGCUUAGGCAUGUUUUUAAAACAUUUAGACCAGUAUAUGCUUCAAUAUUACUCUUUUAAAGCGGAAAGUAUAGCGAAACAACAAAAAUGCCGAGAACUUUGCAAUACGCGUGACGUCACAGAUGGCAACUAGGUUGUUUUUGCUUACGUCAGCUAGAGUCCUAUCCAUUUUAUUAUCCAUGGUGGAACUAUCAUCUAGACCUGGGUCCGGUUGUUCAAAGCUGGAUUAGCGCUAACCCUGGGUUAAAAUGUAACCAGCUGUUUUAGUUUAUGUAUUUCUGUUUAUGUAUUUUUAUGUAUCUGUUUAUUUCAAAACUUCAGACUUCGUCCUGCUCCACAAAUGGUAACACAUGCUACAAAAUCUACAAUGCAAAAAUAGUGUGUGUUUUAGAAAAAAACAUGUGAAAGCAAAAUCCAUUCGCUUCAUGUUUACACACUGUUACUGACUGUAUCUUGUAUAGUUUUCUGGGGCAUAUGUAUGCAGCUGAAGCGAUGAUACAUCUGGGACGUAUACCAGAAGCAAUCAGCCAUCUAUCUCCUGAUAACAUCAGUGGUAUUUCUAAUAAUGGACCAAGUGAUCAGACCACAGGUU
Paramuricea clavata is the source of this 2348-nucleotide messenger RNA. The record is from the annotation of a GenBank genome assembly. NCBI's taxonomy places the organism in Eukaryota, Metazoa, Cnidaria, Anthozoa, Malacalcyonacea, Plexauridae.